This is a messenger RNA of Nothobranchius furzeri (turquoise killifish), 4267 nucleotides long. RefSeq names its product regulator of G-protein signaling 3. The record is from RefSeq and is a predicted model, not a curated record. Gene Ontology annotation, molecular function: protein binding. Lineage: Eukaryota; Metazoa; Chordata; Actinopteri; Cyprinodontiformes; Nothobranchiidae. Gene Ontology annotation, cellular component: nucleus; plasma membrane.
GGGCAGGUUAGUUAGUUGGUUGGUUGGUUGGUUAGUUAGUUAGUUAGUUAGUUAGUUAGUUAGUUAGUUAGUUAGUUAGUUAGUUAGUUAGUUGGGAGGACUUUGCAGAUGGAUGCAGAACCUUUCAGCAACAGACACAGGCCCUGUGGUGGAGUUGAUCUUCAGCUGCACCAAGAGGCCCAGCUGUCUGCAGCGUACAGGAGGAACAAGGAGGAGCAGGAGGAGCAUGAGAUGAAGAGAAGAAAAGAGCAGGGUUGGAAGGAGAACAGAGAUCCAAGAGAGGAUCUACACAUUACCAGAACAACCCAGAACCUGACCAAAGAGCAGAGAUGGCGUUCACAGACCAGAACCAGGACCAGGACCACAUUCAAGUCUGCAGCUAGAUCAGGACUAGGAUCUGGAGUUCAGGUGAAGUUCCGCAAGCAAGAGGUCAGAAUGGCUCUGAUUAGGAAGACCAGAAACCAGAACCCAGUAGAGAUUAGGAAACAGAACCCACAUCUGAUCAGAGGGCUUGGAGUGGACCAAACUGGGCCAGUGUUCACAGAGAUACUUCAAAACCAAGACAAGCAAACCAGAACCUUUGAGGUCAGGUCCAGAACAACGCCAGAUCAGCCGACAGCGUCCAGAACCAGGAGAUGUUCUGAAAGAAUAAUGGGUUCAAGAUCAAGGAGAUUAGAAGAGGGACUGCAGAGGACCAGGACCUCGACUAGGACUAGGAGCAGGGGGAGGAUCCACCCAUCUGUGUUCAGAGGGAGAGGUCAGCUGCAGCUGUCCAUCACCUCGGAGGCGGAGCAACUGCUUAUUCACAUCAACAGGGCCAAGGAGCUGAUGGGAAAAUCCCACAAGUCAUGUGACUCGUACGUGAAGCUGAGUGUGACGUCUGACCUUGAUCAUGAAGUUAGGAUCAUGAAGACACAGAUGGUCCCAAACAACAAGAACCCGGAGUAUGACCAGAACUUCACACUGUACGUGACGAAGCCCCGCCUCCGUGGCAGGUUGUUGGUCUCAGUGUUCAGACGGCUCUCUGACACCAGGCGUAGCCAUCUGAUUGGAUGUAUGAGCUUUGGGAUUGGCUCUCUCAUCUCAUCCUCACAGCAGGUGUCUGGUUGGUUUCAGCUUCUGGAGGAGGAGUAUGGGCGGCGCAAACAUCUGCGAGUGACAUCACCGAUAAGCAGACCAAAGACGGGGUUGGGAGCCGACCUCGGAAAGACUCUGGACUCGGCCCCAGAUACCGACCAGAUCUGCAGUGCCAGCACCAACACCAGCACCACAACUACCCAGUCCAGCAGCACCAUCUCCAGUGCUACUGGAUCCAAAGAGACCGUGCAGCUCAGCAGAGCAUCCAGGCAGCCUCUCGGCCCGGUCUCAUCCAACACCACCGUCUGCAGCUUUGUGUCCACACAGAGACUUGUGGUCAAGAUCGUUCGAGGAAAGGAUAGUUUUGGAUUCACCAUCUGCUCUGACAGUCCUGUCAGAGUCCAGGCUGUAGAUCCAGGAGGACCAGCUCAUCAGUCUGGACUCCAUCAGGGAGAUUCAGUGCUGCAGCUCAACGGACUUCCUGUCGAAACCUGGAAAUGUGUUGAUCUUGCUCAUGCCAUCAGGUGUUGUCCAUCUCAGAUCGUGUUGGUGGUCUGGAGAGGUUCACCUGGAAUCGGUUCAGGAUGUGAGACUUUGUUUCAGCCACCAUCUCAGCGUAUGAAAACUGGCAGCAAGUUCUUGCCCCGCCCCUCACACAGUAAACAUGGCUGCAGGCGGGGUCAAGGGUCAGGAGUCCGUUCCAGUUUGGAGGCUCUUGGUUCUCUGUGGAAGGACAGAAAGAACAACCACAAAGAGGAGGAGGAAGAGCAAGAGGUGUUCUCAUCUAACACCAUUAAGGGCACUUGUGUGACAUCAUCAAAUGGGGACAAUUACAUCAUCCUGUCACCUGUUAAUUCAGAAGAAGAGCUCCUGCAUCCACUUUACCACAACAGAAAUGGGACGAUUGGUCGACUGUACCAGACUCACCCAAGGAGAGGCCAAAGUCUCCUCCAGAACCAUCAGCCUGAGAGGUCACAGCAGCCUUUAACCUGCAGCAUUUCCACCAUGCCACGUCCCCGUACCAGGAUUACGGCACCUGGUAACCAAGGCAACUACCAGAACUGCACCAUUAUGCAGUCCCAUCUGCCUCACUCUGGGCUUGGAAACUACAUCAGCCUGGAACCCAAAACUCUCAUCUUCCCUAUUUUUGUCAAGCCGUUGGACCUCUGCAGCCCAGGAAGAACCCUGCUCAUGUCUGAAGAGAUGGUCCUGCACCAGGCUGGCCACCUCCCUGACAAGAUAAUGCUGUUGAUCUACAGUGACCUGCUGCUGUUGACUAGAGAAGAUGAAGCUGGGCGCUGUAAUGUCCUGCAGAGCCCGCUGUACCUGAACACACUGCAGCUCAGAGAAGAGCCGUCAGAGCCACUCCACAUCUACUUCCUGUUGAGCUCCCAGAGCUGCUGGCGCUGCAUCUUCAGUCUGGAGGCUUUCAGCAUGGAGCAAAAGAUUCGUGUCAACCUCUGUCUCCAUGACAACAUACACCUCCAGCAGGUUACUAUGGAGACCGACCACAGCCAGCAGCUCCCAGACCUCCCCUCAGACUUUGGCCUCCUCUCCCUUCAUCAGUCUGACCUACCCUAUCGUCCACCAUCUGCUUACGCCUCCCCCUGUGACCCCCCCAAACCUACAUCUUCAAUUCUCUGCUCCCACAUUCCCCUCUCAUCCUCAGCCCCCCCUCUUUCCUCUCCCCCCGUAUCUUCUUUACCUGUUUACGUCUCCUCGCCUUACUCCAGGAGUGUCGUCUCUCCUCCUCCAUACGUCUCUCCUUACUCCUCCUCCACUCUGAGUCCCAUCUGGAAAAAAAAGGAGGAAACAGAGGAGGAGAGGAAGAAAAGGAUAGCAGAGGAAGAUGUGGAGGAGCGGCAGCAAGGGGAGGGGGAGAGUGCCUCUGAAACAUCCGAGAAUGCGGGAGGUGUUAGGGCAGGGGGCCUCCUUCUCAACCCUCACCACUUUGGCCUACAGGAUGAAGAUGAAGUAGACAAUAAGGAGGAGGGAGGAGAGGUCACCUUUAGACCUGCAGUUCUGCGUCGUUCUCUUUCUGAGGGUUCGUUGCUGCAGGAACCCCCAUCUCCUCAUUUCCUGUCUGACAGCACCAUUCACUGCCUCACCCGCACGGCAACCCUUCACCAUAGCCCAGGCCCCGCCCCCAAUCCUCCCUCCCCUCAGACUCUGAGGAAACAGCUGUUGAGGGACGGGAUGACUCUGCACACCAUGCUACUUCUACUCAACGGUACCAAGGCUGGAGAGUCCAGAAACCAUCUGCUGAGGAGAAAAAAGACCAGAAGUUUGGUGGCAGAUGUUCGAAGCCGUUUGGCUUUUCUCGGGAGACGGAAAAGCUGUUCCGGUAUUUAUGGGAACAGCUUGGAAAAAGCUCUCAGAAACAACAGACCAUCAACAGGCGAAGUUCUGAAGUGGGCGGAGAGUCUGGAAGCUCUGCUGACCAAUCAGUAUGGCCUGGCGAUGUUUCGUCACUUUCUAAAGUCAGAGUUCAGCGAGGAGAACCUGGACUUCUGGUUGGCUGUGGAGAGAUAUAAGAAUACACGCCCCUUUAGCAAGAUGGCUGCCAGAGCUGAAACAAUUUAUAAUGAGUUUAUUUCAGCAAAUGGAGUAAGACAGGUCAACGUGGACUCGUUUGUCAGGGAGUCGACCAAUCAGAGCCUUCAAUUUGGUGUCAGUCCCACCUCCUUCCAGCAGGCCCAAGAUCAAAUCUUCACCCUUAUGGAAAGUGAUAGCUACCAGCGAUUCCUUAAGUCCCGCCUCUACACCCAGCUGGCCAAUCAGGAUUCAGGGAUGACCUCAGAGCUACCCAAUUAGAAUGGGUCUGUGAGUUAGUCACAAGGAUGGACAGACCAGUCCCACCAAUAACCUUUCAGAAAACAGCGGACCAAUAAAAGGAAUAGUAGUAAGAUUUGAUGUAGAACAUAAUGUUAUAAAGAAUUAGUUCAGCUAAUGUUUGUAUUUAAUCUUUGAAUGAGUCUAACGUUUCUUAAAUAACCAAAUAAAACAUUUAUUUUCUCACAGAGGAAGUGUUUUACCAGAGGAAUUGUAGGCUCCAGAAAUAGUUUUAUUUUAAGCGCUAGAAGAAGAACGUUCUAACAUUUAGAACAAAAGGACUAAAGUUACUCGUGUUAGAACGGCACAUCUGGCUGUAGCUCACCUGUGCUUCACAAUAAACUGUGACCCCACUGAA